ACCGACGCCUUCGAAUACACUCAGCAGAAUACCGCAAGCAACAGCUGAUCCUAGUGCCGAUCUGGGUCCACCUAUAAAUGAUGUCAGCACCUACCACAACAUACCAUGUUUUCAUAUCAGGAGAGCGGAAAACAGCACAAUGGUGGGACGAAAGGGAUGAAAGAACUCACUUCGAGCAGCCAAGCAUCCACCAGUGAGGAAACCAGAAAUGAUAGCAUUCCACAUGUCCUCUUUUUGUCGCCAGCCCUUCACCGCACAGUCAAAUGUUGAGAACAUGCCUCCCCAAACACCGAAGUUUCCACCAGUAACAGGGGCUCUUGCUUUGAUCACUGACAUUGCACCAACGAGGCGAUCGCCCUACGCAUAAUCAAUAUCAACCCGUCGGAUAUCAAAGUUGAAUAUGGAUAAUACUCACUCUUGGUGAAUUACGUGCGCCCUUGAUACCAUGCCAAAUGGUACCACCAACGGCACCCAUAGCAAAUGCACUCCCGAAGUCUGAAAGAAUAACCCAUGGGCUGGAAAGCAACGUCAUUACUCAAGACAGUAGCCGUAGAAUCAGAAUCAUGCUUGCCAGGGGUCUCGGGUAUGAUCAGCAUGGGCCAUGGCAGCAAGAAGAGAAUGAGGAUAUCGAGCGGGUCGUGUCCGACGAUGAGCAGCUUAGAGGAGGUGCCAGGUCAAGUCAGCGAGUGCAGGGGAUAGAAAAUUCCGGUGGCCAUUUGAACCGGCAUCUUCCGGGACGGGUCACGUGCGAGACGCGUCUUAAAUGGAAACGGGACGCGACUCGGGGUUAGUCCAUAACCACGACCAUGUCCACUCCCGUACCCAGACCCGUUGGCCUGGCCCGCAGAAGGUCUCAAAUGUAUGUUUCUGUCCCAGAUUCCCCUUACAAGGAUACACGUCCUCCAUCUAGAAACGAACCCUCUGGUUCCUCACUUGGCACCCCGAGUGCAUCUAGCCUCAAGGAGAACACGCCUCUCCGACCGUCGCGCACAAACAGCGAUUCUACCUCGUUGACAACCAUGAGCAGCCUUAGCUCAAACUCCCAUAAACGCAAGCUUUCACUUAAUAACGAGCGUCCUGAGGUUGUCAUAACCUCUAAACCACCACCAACGAAGAAGGUCAAAACUUCUGCUACAGGUAGCCAACCCAAGCUUCCUGAACAAAAGGCGGAUUCUGCGCCACCCAAGAAGGCCAAGGUCUCUGAACCCUCUGUGCUCACUUCCGAGGAGUAUCCAAAUGGCUACUGCUAUUGCCAUCAAUGUAAUAAGAAGCGUGAUAUAUCUCUUAUUAUACGAUGCACCAAGAAGGACAACUCAGUCAAUACACCGAAUCACCGGUGCAAGCUGAGGUAUUGCUCCGCCUGUCUGAACAAUCGGUACCAACAGAAUUUCGAAGAGAAGAAAUCCUUCAAUGGCGCUUCCCUUUCGAAGGCCAAGAAGGAUCAACACGUUUCCGAUGCUGGUUAUUACUGGGAGUGUCCUAGAUGCGAAGGUGAAUGUAAUUGCAGAGUGUGUCGUAAGAUUGCAGGGCUUCCUCCUCUUGGGAAACUGAAAACUAAGUCUACCGACGAGAAACCUGCUGUAGACAAUAAAGCUAAGGCUAAGUCUAAGCCGAAGGUCACUAAGGAGAAAGUCGUACCCAAGGCUUCCACCUCUAAGUCUUCUGCCAAGACGACAGGUAAAAUUGCCACUAAGGCAAAACCAACAGCAAAACCGAUUCCCGCUCCCAAACCAAAGGUUGUUCCAAAGCCAAAGCCUCUGCCAAGACCCCUGUGGACUCGUCUGGAAGUCCCUCUCCAACUCGCUCAAGUUGAAGACCGUAUCGCUGUCCGUGAAUUUAUCUUACGCUUCGCCCUUUCCUUACAAGUCUCAAAAACGCACCUCGAUGAGCUUGAGGAGCUCAUUGGCCAGAGUUUAAGUUCAACAGCCGAAGGUGACGACGAGGAUGUCGCAGGCUGGAUGGGCGAACCGUGCAUGAAGAGCAUUCUUGCUGGUCUUCUAGACGUCAUCCUUGAUUUUGCAUCAGUUUCGAACGCUACCAAGCAGGUUGGCCAUAUCAAGGAAGCUGCCAAGAGUAUCCGGGCUGCGGGGGGCAGCCUGAAUAAGAUGUGGUCUGCUCUUGAGACGCUUCGCUCUCAAACUAAUGUUAUUGGUAGUCCCUUUCGUUUCGAUCUCCCUGACCCACUACCUCCUCCGCCAUCCACCGUCUACCACAACACCCGCAGCGGCAUCCAAGGCAAGGGCGUCGAGACCACUGUCUACGUCGCGUGUUCCGCACAAUUAGUUCCCGUUCUUGUCGAACUGGUCGACCUUGCUAUACAGUCUCCGAUAAUCCGCGAAGAGAUCGACAGCGGCGUGGCGGAAGAGAAGGACCUGGUGAGAGAUGCUAAGGACGCUAUUUCGAAGGAGAACGCGCUCUGGAAGGAGGUCAAAGAUACGAAGAAAGUCAAGGCUGACCUAAAGGCCAAUCGCGAACGGCAUAAGCAGCGACUCCACGACCUUGAGCUUGCUUCUGUUCUUGCUUCUCAUCGUUUCGCUCCUCGAUACGGUCCACUUGGUCGAGACAGCGAAGGACGCAUAUAUUAUGCGCUUUCCCCUGGAAUGGCCGAGACGGACGCUGCGAUUCAACUUAUCAAAGGAAAAGUGGUCAAAGUGAAGUUCGGCCGAAAGAAAGGCGGUGUCACGAUAGAGGACAGAAAGGACAUGCAGCGUUGGUCUUGGUUCCUCGCUGUCUGGGGCCGCAAGCCAGAAGGUGCUGAAGAAGCGAAAGGAGAAGACGGAGAUGUCUUGAUGGAUGAUGACAGCGAACGAUGGUGGGGCUUUUGGGACCCUAUGGAGAUCCACAAGCUGGCGGCAUGGCUCGAGGUGAAGAAUGCCUUGGGCGAUGGCUCUGCUCAAAGUUAUCCUUCCAAACUCACUGUUUCUCGCAAGAGCACCGUCAGUCGCAGUACGACAGCGAAUUCUGUCGCCAGUGUCAGCCGCGAGCCUUCACCUCUCUCUGAACUUUCCUCGGAAACAGACAAUAGUGAUGAAGAGGACGAGGACGAUGAGAGCCAACGCAUUGGGAAGCCUACCAGGAAGGAGCUGCGCACGCUUGUCCAGCACAUGAGGCAAUAUGCUGACCUACUGCAAUGGCGCGUCCAGCGUGCAUUGGCCUCCGACGAAGGUACACCAGACAAAGACGAUGAGCCACGCUCUUCUAGAGGUCGUCCAAUGCCUGCUACGAAGUUUUAUGCUUAAGUUACUAGAGAGUUGUCGCUAUUUUAGAUUCUUUAGUUCUCAAUGUUUUGUAGAAGUACAAGCGACAUAAUCAUCUGUACUGUACCACGUUCUGUCUACCUCUGUAUACGAUACCAAUCUGCUUACACGGUCUCGAAAUGAGUCGCUAUAGAGCC
Messenger RNA from Somion occarium, 3394 nucleotides. NCBI's taxonomy places the organism in Eukaryota, Fungi, Basidiomycota, Agaricomycetes, Polyporales, Cerrenaceae. The record is from the annotation of a GenBank genome assembly.